GCCCCGCACUGCUGCCGCACCGCCCCGUGGGGUCGCCGGCAUCGUGGACGUUCGGGGUACGCUGUGCCUCUCGCCCACCCCGGCCCCCUGAGCGCCCUCGGCCGGGGCGGCGGCGGCGUGGGGGAGGCGGCCGGACGCGUUGCACCGGGCAGGUGUCACCACGACCUCUGUGACCUCCAGUGAGAAACAUGCUGUAGUCUCUUCAGAUAAAGAUGGAUAACUGAGCAUCUGAUAACCUGUGUUCAGAAGCCAUGAAUUCCAGAAAAGUGCUCCCAGAAACACGGAGAAUCUUCCCUGCUACUAAAGUACACUGCCAGCAGCCAUCGCAGAUCCUCAUUGUAGAUGUCACAGCACCUUGCUGGACCAACACAUGUUCCGUGCUCUCAGAAGCUCUGGAAAACACACUCUGUCUGGCGUGCAGUGUGACAGGCCCCUGCCGCAUUCCCCUGCUGAGCCUCUACGUGGUGCAGAGCAAUCCUGAGUGUCUCUUGCCCUUCACGCAAGUGAGAGAAAACUUUGCAAGAAUCCAAGCCUGCAUUUCAGAGCUGCGUUCGCUGCCGCGAGAAGGCUCUUUCCUGCAUGGGGGAAGUGGAGUGGUACAAGCUGCGCAGGAUGGGCUGCAACAGUUCAAGCAGUACAGCAGGCACACAGCAGCAGGAGGCUCAGCAAACGGUUCUGUUGAGAUCACAGUUUUGACCGGUCGGUCCAGCAGGGAGAUGGUGAAGCAGCUGGAAGAGACAUUAAAAGACAUAGACGUUGUGAGCCUGCGAAGAAUACAAAUAAUUGAAGUUUUGAAGAGAGAUUUUCUGGACCCUGAGGACACGGAGCAAUGUGUGCCAGCAGAGGAGCCCAGCAGCAGUGACAUUGCAGUCCUGGGAAUGGACAUCGACGUGCAAACUGUAGAGGACAAUGUCAUCAGCUUGGAGAUGGUAUUUAAAUCAUGGCUGCAUGACUAUGGCACAGAGAGAGAACACCUCCACCUCCUCCUGCCAUCAGGAAGCUUUGGCCAUGCCUCUGCGCCCAAGACCACCCUAAUGUGCCUCAAGUGCGAUUUGCAGGAGAGACUGCUGGACCCAGCUCUCCUCUCUGGGACGGUUGAUGGCACUGUGAAAGCAGCGGAUCUGAACUCACCCUGCCAGAUGGCAGCCUGGCCAGCUACAGUGCUGUGUAAGCUCUGGGUUGUGAAGGCUCUGAAGGCUGAAGGGGUCUGUGAGUCUGUACUGUAUGGGCUGCCCUUCAUCAUCAAGCCCACAACCUGCUGGCAGCUGGACUGGGAUGAACUGGAGAUCAACCAGCACAGCUUCCAUGCACUGUGCCAUAGUCUUCUGAAAAGGAAGUGGCUGCUUCUGGCCAGACGUGAGCCACAGAAUGCUAGUCCAAACUGGAACAUCAUGGUGCAUUCCUACUACGUCAUUGUCCCUUCCAACUCCGCCACUCUACUUGUGAAAGCAGUUGCCAUCAGAGAGCUCUUGCUGCCGUCAGCCUUCCCGGCCCUCCUGACAGAACAUCCCGAGAGAGUGCGGGGCCCUAUAGAGAGUGCCCUGAACAGCUUGGAAGUGGAAGUUACUUAUAACCCUUUGCACCUAAAAAGCAACCUCUACAAAUACCUUAAGAGCAUGUUGUACAAACCCCUGCACAGGCAGCCAGCCCAGCCCCGGGACCUGCGGCAGGAGCGGCACCAGCCCAAGCAGCAGCAGAGCAGAGCCAGAGCCGCGGUUGCACCGCUUCUGAUGGCCCCUUCUCCUGCCCCAGCGUUCAGAUCAGCAGUGGCAAGGAGAGGCUCCUGCGAGCCCUCUCCGCUCCCCAAAGAGGAUGAUGAGUUCCUGCACUGAACCCCAGGGCGCUGCUUGAGCCUGCUCACAUGCAGGCACAGCUCGGCCUCCUGCUCAGCUGCCACCGUCCCGGAAGUGGUCAGGCAAGACACUACUAGGUUGGGCAGACAGGCACUUCCCGUCAUUUGUUCCUCCUUGUUGUUUUAUGGUUUGGUUACUCACCAAGGCAGCCAACGGGAAUCCUGCAUCUCCGGGGCCUUCUGUCCAGAGAUCCCGCUGUCCCUCACAGCGCCCAGUGUUUCCUGUUCUUGUCAAACGUUGGUUUCUGAGAUGGGGCUAGCAUAGGCCGCAAACCACAGAUUGCUGUCAGCGGGUGCAGAAAAGCUGCAAGCAGAGCCGUGAGGAAAUCAGACAGAUAAAUAAAGCAGGCAGUAACAUCAAGCUGUCUUGAUCCCACAGGAGCAGCUUCAGCAGAGUGAAUAGGGCAUAAAACAGGGCUUUUGCAUUUAAUCUUAAAGCCCUGAAUGCUCCUGCAAGCAGCACUCACUACCCACAGUGAUGCUGAAUUGCUUGCUUCCAUAACCAGUCUCCCUGACCAACUGCCCCAUUCAUGAGGGUGUUGUAGCAAGUGCCGAGCCAGCUCUAACUCCCAUCUGGCUCUGACACAGGCACAGCGCAGUGCAGCCGGAGCUGCAGCACAGCACCUCUCUCCCAGCCAGCUGCUGCAUGGAUGCACUACUCCCCAUGGUCCGUCCGUGCCUGUGGGGCUGUACUUUUUGGCAGGAUUCAGGAGGUGGGGAGAGUUGACC
Cuculus canorus (common cuckoo) is the source of this 2581-nucleotide messenger RNA. It is a transcript of the gene M1AP, whose product is annotated as meiosis 1 associated protein. Lineage: Eukaryota; Metazoa; Chordata; Aves; Cuculiformes; Cuculidae. The record is from RefSeq and is a predicted model, not a curated record. The transcript has 11 exons. Gene Ontology annotation, biological process: male meiosis chromosome separation; spermatogenesis; meiosis I. The coding region runs from base 252 to 1832 and encodes 526 amino acids.